AUAUGAAAUUCCGAAAUUAACUUUCGUAGUAUCACCUAGAAUCAAUUGUGGUCUAGUAUUUCAAUAGCCAUAGUCUUCACUUCAUACUCUUAAAGAGUUGUAACCUAGAAUUUGAUUACUAUUUUGUAUAAAGAAUGCCAAUGAGAUUAUGAGAUAAUUUCUUCCAGAUAGAUAAUGCAGAGAAGACUACCGUUCCUAGUUUGCAACCGUUACCAUGUACUCCCUACCCCAUUUUUCCGCCAACUAUCCCUUUCAUCCUUCCCGCCAAAUUCACCGGCUUUAACGUCUCUAUGCUCCAACGGUCCACUGAGAGAAGCCAUGGUCGAAAUGACCGUUCAAGGCCUUGACAUGAAGUUCGAAGGCUACUACACGCUCUUGAACGAGUGUGUAACCAGAAGGGCCUUGAGAGAAGGUCAAAGAGUCCAUGCCCACAUGAUCAAAACCUGUUAUCUUCCGCCGGUGCACCUCCGGACCCGGCUCAUUGUUUUCUAUAACAACUGUGAUUGUCUGGGCGAUGCACGCCGUGUGCUCGAUGAAAUGCCUCUGAGAAAUGUGGUGUCGUGGACGGCCAUGAUUUCGGCUUAUUCUAAGAGAGGGUACGCCUCCAAAGCCACCGAUCUUUUUCUACAGAUGUUAAGAUCUGAUGAGGGACCUAAUGAGUUCACGUUUGCAACGGUACUUACUUCAUGUACUGGUUCUUGGGGGUAUGACUUGGGCAGGCAAAUCCACUCUCUUAUAAUAAAAACAAAGUAUGAAUCGCAUAUAUUUGUUGGCAGCUCGCUUCUUGACAUGUAUGCCAAAGCUGGUAGAAUGCUUGAAGCGAGACGAGUUUUUGACAGCUUGCCUGAAAGGGAUGUUGUCUCUUGUACAGCUAUAAUCUCUGGCUAUGCCCAGCAGGGUCUUGAUGAAGAGGCUUUGGAGCUGUUCCGGCAGUUGCAGAGGGAAGGAAUGACUGCGAAUUAUGUCACUUAUGCCAGUGUUUUGACGGCAUUAUCAGGGCUUGCUGCUUUGGACCUUGGCAGGCAAGUUCACAACCAUGUGCUUCGUUGUGAAGUGCCUUCAUAUGUGGUUCUUCAGAACUCCCUGAUUGAUAUGUACUCAAAAUGUGGAAAGCUAAGUUACUCAAGACGAGUUUUUGAUACCAUGCCCGAGAGAACUGUUAUCUCAUGGAAUGCAAUGCUCGUAGGGUAUAGUAAACAUGGAAUGGGAGAAGAGGUGGUUAAGCUUUUCAAGCUAAUGAGAGAAGAAAAUAAAAUCAGACCAGACAGCGUCACUUUUUUGGCUGUUUUAUCUGGUUGCAGUCAUGGAGGAAUGGAAGACAGAGGGAUGGAAUUCUUUUAUGAGAUGGCGAGAGGGGACAAUGGAAUUGAGCCAGAGCUUGAGCAUUAUGGAUGUGUUGUUGAUCUGCUUGGCCGUUCUGGUCGAGUUGAAGAAGCCUUUGAAUUCAUUAAAAAGAUGCCUUCUGAGCCAACUGCUGCUAUAUGGGGUUCCCUUUUAGGUGCUUGUAGAGUUCACUCCAAUGUUAAAAUUGGUGAAUUUGUGGGUUUUCGGCUUCUAGAAAUUGAAUCUGAAAAUGCUGGGAAUUACGUCAUUCUUUCUAAUUUAUUUGCUUCUGCAGGGAGAUGGGAAGAUGUAAGAACAGUAAGGGAAUUAAUGACAAAGAAAGCUGUGAUAAAGGAGCCAGGAAGAAGUUGGAUUGAGCUUGACCAAGUCCUUCAUACUUUUCAUGCAAGUGAUCGCUCCCAUCCCAGAAGGGAAGAGGUAUCUGCAAAGGUGAGAGAGAUAUCAGCAAAGUUAAAGGAAGUUGGUUACUCUCCUGAUAUGGGUUGUGUUUUAUAUGAUGUGGAUGAGGAGCAGAAGGAGAAGAUACUUCUAGGCCACAGUGAAAAGAUGGCUUUGGCUUUUGGGCUUAUUGCUACUCCUGAAGGUGUGCCAGUCCGUGUGAUAAAAAAUCUUCGCAUUUGUGUUGAUUGCCAUAAUUUUGGGAAACUUGUCUCGAAGGUUUAUGGAAGAGAAGUGUCUUUGAGAGAUAAAAACCGGUUUCAUCACAUGGUUGGAGGGAUUUGCUCUUGUGGAGAUUACUGGUGAGUCUUGAAGAUUCAUACUGGGAAAUUAAAAAUAUGAAUGUCUCACUUCAGAAUGGAACUUGAGCAUAUAUGGCCAUGCAGCAAUGUUGACAUAAAAAAGUCCAAAAUCAUGUCAGGACUGGCAUACUUGGUUUCUGAGAUGAAAAAGAAAAAUGUGGGAGCAAACUGGUCAUGCGCGUUGGCCAAUUGGAAGAUCAUCUGAAGUACAAGUUAUGCUCUUCCAUGUUGUCUGAACGCUCCUAAGUUAUUAUUGAAUGGGGGCAUUGGAGAGGAUUAUUUUGUUUGAGACUAACAAAUGCAAACAGCAGUCUAGAAGAUGCACCCUUCAUGCCUAAACAUGAUUUCACUGAAGUUUGAAAAGUCCUGUCAUCGAAUUAGAUUUUGGAAACCUUUCAUUGAUUUGAUAGAACAUUAAGGCAGUGUCAAGGGAAAGUGCAUUUGAAGUUUGAACUGUUUGCGUCAAUAGCAUCGUGAAUAUAAACAUGCUGCAACUUGAUGUCCAAUUGGGAGAAAAAACUGGUGAACCUACUUGAGUAGUGGAGCAUGGUGCUCUUCCAUGAUCUUCCAAACUAGUGAACCUACUAACAAAGUAUCUACAGAAAGUAUCAAGCUCGUUACUUGAAUAGCUUACUUGGUAUUCACAGCAGCCAACUGUCAUGGCUCAGCCGAUCUGGAGAAGUAGCAAGCUUGAUACUUGCUGUUAGCUUUGUUAGCCUAAUUAUUCUAUACACUGAGCCUAUAGAAAGGCAUAUGAAUUGCAAUUUUGAUUCAACA
Molecule: messenger RNA, 2861 nt
Organism: Rosa chinensis
Lineage: Eukaryota; Viridiplantae; Streptophyta; Magnoliopsida; Rosales; Rosaceae
Product: putative pentatricopeptide repeat-containing protein At3g13770, mitochondrial
Exons: 2
Coding region: 175-2088 (637 amino acids)
Biological process (GO): RNA modification
Molecular function (GO): RNA binding; zinc ion binding; protein binding
Source: RefSeq, a predicted model, not a curated record